AUGUCAAGUCUCGAUCAGAGCGAUCAGAGCGACCCGCGUAUCAUCAGGCUCUCCAAAUUCUUUAACGAUGUGCUGUAUGGCCGAAGAGCCCUCAAUUCCUCUCGGGACGGGAAGUUGUUCCUAGAAGCUUUAUGUGUGCAAGCAGAUCCGGCAGUAUGCGCUCACAAACUCUUGUCAAGCCCUUCAGGUGUCAAGUCUCUCCAGGCGUCGAUGAGAUUCGACACAUCGCCCGCGUUUCUAAACGACCACGCUCUUCCUCUGCUUCUCUAUCUACAGGACCCAUCUUUGAAAGCCAUCGACUCAGGAUCUGUUCUAUCAAAGCUCCUUCUCAGUAUCGUCGAACCGCCAUUCUUCUGGGAUGCAUACACCAAAGCGUUCAUAGGCUGUCUUCUCGUCCCAGCAGCAAUAACUUCCUAUGCAUGGCUACUUCUGCAUCUAGUUCGCAUCCCUGGAAACGUCUCAACCCCGUACGUUCAGCUUGCAAGCUCUCAUGUCUUGGACCUUAUCUUGAAGUCGCAAAACGGAGAGACCAGAAAUCUAGGGCAAAAGAUUAGGCACUCAUUGCCCUUGUCUGACGAUGAUUUACACAUUGAUGCUGAGGUGAAGCCUGGAGGACGGCAUGACAACGAUCAUGCUGACUAUCGACGUGUGUCGAUAAUGCCUACAGCAGAUGAGCUCUUAUCCAAGGACCUGCCUUUCUAUCGGCCAGCCAAUUUCAUUGACGAUCCCAACCGGCUAUCAUCCCGCCGUGCUUUGCAUGUGGACAAUCAAUUCCGAUUGCUCCGAGAAGAUAUGCUCGGAGACAUCAGGGAAGAGAUACAAGUUCUCAUGGGUAUGAAAUCCGGACGGCAUAAGGGCUCAGUGGUUGAAAAGCUCCGGCUAUAUUCGAUUGAAAUGGGUACCGAGAAGAGGCGCCAAGCCUGGGGCGUAAAGCUUCAGUGUCGGGAGCCUCUGCCUCAUCUCAAGAAAAUCCAUCACGACAAGCGAAAGGCGUACCUAAGAGACAAUCGCGACAUACUUCGCCAGGGAACAAUGGCCUGCAUUUUCAUUGACAAUGAACCUGCGGCUUUCCCAUCAAUUCUCCGCAUCGAGGAUGAGCUUGCCAGCGAAUCUGCGGUAGUAACCGUUCAGUUUCAAGAUGACGAUACUCUCACAUAUGCGCUAUUGAAGAUGAAGUCCGCAGCAAGCAUCAGAUUAGCUCAAUUGGACACGGCUAUCUUUGCGUAUGAGCCAUUUCUACGACGCCUCCAAAGCAUUACCGAUCUGCCAUUAGCCGAGGAGCUACUUCACUGGGAGGACGGCAAGGGCACUGGAAAAUCCUUUCUGGGAGCAUUGGUUGCGAAGGUACUGCACGACUCGACUAGUGAAGUUAUUCUCGUCGUGUGCUUUACCAAUCACGCUCUUGAUCAGUUUCUCGAGGAUUUAAUGAAGAUCGGUAUACCGUCUGCCAACAUGAUUCGCCUAGGAGGCAAGUCUACAAAUGCGACGAAGCCUCUCAUGCUGCGGGAGCAAAAUUCCGUGAAGCUGAAUGCCUCUCACUGGACCGAAAUAGACAAAUUGAAGCAGAGUCUCCGCGCGCACGAGAAUAGACUCCAGGAUGCUUUCGGCCGAUACCAGUCGACGAACGUUCAGAAGCGCCAUUUAAUGGAAUAUCUCGAGUUCCUUGAAGAAGACAUGCCUUAUUUCGAAACAUUCACAGUACCGGCUGAAAAUGAUGGAAUGACGCGGGUCGGGAGGAACAACAAAGCAGUGGACCCCUACUACUUGCUCGAUCGAUGGAUAAGAGGGCAGCCAGACUCGGGGUCUUUUCGGCAUGCACAGCCUAAGGGUGCUACUGCUGUAUGGGAAAUGCCAGUUGAUGCGCGGAAUGAAUGCAUGAAUCGCUGGAAAAAUGCAAUAUUGAGCGAUCUCGUCGCAGAAGUGAGAGAUGCAGGAAGGGCAUUCAAUGCAGACCGGACCGAAUUAGACCGUGUAUUUGGGGAGCGAGAUACCACUAUUAUCAAGAGCAAGCGCAUCAUCGCCUGUACGACCAACGGUGCAGCCAAAUUCACAUCUGCUAUCCAGUCAGCCUCGCCAGGAAUCGUCCUCGUUGAGGAAGCCGGAGAGAUUCUAGAGGCUCACAUCCUGACGUCUUUGGGUGCGAAUACACAGCAGCUCAUUCUCAUAGGAGACCACCAGCAACUUCGCCCCAAAUGUUCGUACGAACUCAGUGUCGAAAAGAACGAGGGAUUCGACCUUAACCGAUCUCUGUUUGAAAGAUUAAUCUUGAAGGGUUUCCCACAUGUGACACUGACAAAACAGCAUCGAAUGAGGCCGGAAAUAUCGUCGAUGGUUCGUCUUCUAACCUACCCUGAUCUAACCGAUGCGGACACAACACUUCAACGACCCGACCUUCGUGGAUUCAGAGAUAACAUCAUAUUCAUCGAUCACAAUGAGCCAGAGAUAGAGCUGAUUAACGCCAAAGAGUUAAAAGACGGCAAAACAUCUUCUAAACAAAAUGAUUUUGAAGCUCAGAUGAUCUUGAAAUGUGUUCGCUACCUGGCACAGCAAGGAUACGGGACUGACAAAAUGGUCGUGAUUACACCAUACUUGGGACAGCUGAAACAUCUCCGUGAUCUUCUGGCCAAAUACAACGAUCCGAUUCUUAACGACCUCGACAAAUUCGACUUGAUACGUGCCGGGCUGCUUUCAGAUCUCGGUUCGAAGAGUACGAAACCUGCACUUCGAAUCUCAACUAUCGAUAACUACCAGGGCGAAGAAAGCGACAUAGUCUUGGUUUCUAUGACACGGAGCAACAAAUCACACGAUAUUGGCUUCAUGGCAGCUCCGGAACGAUUGAACGUUUUGUUAUCGCGUGCUCGGGAUGCUCUCAUCAUGAUCGGCAAUUCUGAUACUUUCAUCAACGCUCGAAAGGGCAGAGAGAUAUGGCGGAAGCUACUUGACCAUCUGAAAGAAAAUGGGCAUGUUUACGAGGGGUUUCCGGUAAAAUGCGAGAAACAUCCAGAUCGGGCUGCACUUCUGUGUUCCCCGAGCUCGUUCGAUACUGAAUGUCCAGAUGGAGGCUGUAAAGAACCCUGCGGUGCCUCCCUCAAAUGUGGCCUCCACAAGUGUCCCAGCAGCUGCCACCAAAUAUUCGAUCACUCCAAAAUGAAAUGUGAAGCCGUCAUGAACAAGAAAUGUGCUAAUGGUCAUCCUCAAUCCUGGAGAUGUUUUCAAGGUCCUAUAACGGCAUGUUCAAUCUGUGAGCGCGAGAGAAAAUUGGCCGAAAAGAAGGCAAAGAAAGCCCUCGAUGAUAAAUUGAGCCGAGACGAAAAGAUGCAAAGGCAUCAAAAGGAAAUCGAAAAGCUGGACGAGGAAAUUGAAAAGGUUGUCCAGAGCAUGAAGGAUAUGCGUAUCGAAUCUGAGCAGGCGAAGCUCCUCGCUCAGAAACGAAAGGAUCUUGAAGCUGCCAAACAGCGAGCAAAAACUUCUGCAGCAAUGCCCGAAGAUCGUCGACCGAGUGAGUUAGACGCAGAAAUGCCCGUAUAUCGUCGACCGAAGACAACAUCUUGCGGCCCCCGAUCUACACCACCCACAAACACAAAGGCUUCUGGUCAGCCUGCUGUAGCCUCACAAUCCGCUUUCCAGUCUUCUCGAAACCAACUUCGAAAUUAUAUUGAGGCUGCUAUUGAUCACAACAAGUCCCCGUCCAAAACUGAGUGGCAACGACAGAAGGAUCAAGAGAAUACAGUCAAUCCAGCAAUCGACGAUAUCAUGGAAAUGAUUGGGCUUGAAGAGGUCAAAUCACAAGUCUUGAGGAUCAAGUCAAAAGUCGAAACAUCAAUUCGGCAAAACACCGACUUGAAAAAGGAACGCCUCGGGCUUGUUCUCCUAGGAAACCCCGGUACAGGCAAAACCACAGUCGCAAGACAUUAUGCGAAAGUUCUCACAUCCCUUCAAGUUCUAGGUGGGGAUGAAUUUGUCGAAACGACUGGGUCUCGUCUCGCACACGGUGGUAUCACUGAAGUCAAAAACCACCUCGCCCAACUCGAAAAGGCUGAAGGCGGCGUCUAUUUCAUCGACGAGGCUUAUCAACUAGCUGAAGGCCACAACUUUGGCGGAAAAACUGUGCUCGACUUCUUGCUGGCCGAGAUUGAAAAUUUUGUAGGGAAAGUCGUCUUUGUGUUUGCUGGGUACCGAAAGGAGAUGGAGAAGUUCUUUGAGCACAACCCCGGACUGUCUUCAAGAAUUCCUUAUACGCUCCAGUUCGAGGACUAUACGGAUACAGAGCUUCUGCAGAUGCUGCAAUUCCAAAUGAAUAAGUUCUAUCAUGGCUCAAUGGUUGUCGAGGACGGGCCUGAUGGGCUCUAUAUGCGCAUUGCGACUCGCCGACUCGGGAGAGGCCGGGGCAGAGAUGGAUUUGGAAAUGCCAGAGCAUUGGAGAAUUUAUUUGCUCGAAUUCGGGAACGCCAAUCGGACCGACUAUCGAAGGAACGCAAAGAAGGUCUUGCCCCGGACGACAAUUUCAUCACCAAGGAAGACCUCAUCGGGCCCGAUCCAUCCAAAGCUAUUCUCACAUGCGAUGCCUUGGUCCGGCUUCGGCAACUUACGGGAUUGAAGUCAGUCAAGGACUCUGUCGACUAUUUGAUUGAUCUUAUCAAGACAAAUUACCAAAGAGAAAUCGAGGAGGUCAAACUGGUCGAUGCCGCUCUCAAUCGUUGCUUCCUCGGCUCACCAGGUACGGGAAAAACGACUGUUGCAAAGCUGUAUGGCCGCAUCCUCGCUGACAUUGGGCUCCUGAGUAACGGAGAAGUCGUCACUAAAAACCCAUCCGACUUUAUCGGUAGUGCCAUAGGUGAAAGCGAAAAGAAUACAAAAGCGAUACUUGCAAGUACGGUUGGGAAGGUCUUGAUCAUCGACGAGGCAUACAUGCUUUACACAAGCUCUGGGGCCGGCGGUGGCGGCGCUGGAGCCGCCGAUAUAUACAGAACCGCUGUCAUCGACACCAUAGUUGCAGAAUGUCAGAGCGUGCCAGGAGAGGAUCGAUGUGUAUUACUCCUGGGAUACGAGCCUCAGAUGGUCGAAAUGUUUCAGAACGUUAAUCCGGGCCUUACUCGGAGAUUUCCAAUCGCAGACUCCUUCCGCUUUGAAGACUUCACUGAUACGGAGCUGGAGGAAAUCCUCCGUUUCAAGUUGAAAGAUCGAGAUCUCGGGGCAACCGAAGAGGCUGUUUCCGUUGCGGUCGGCGUUCUUGCCAGAGCUAGAAACGGGCUUCACUUCGGUAACGGUGGUGAUGUUGAAAAUCUCAUUUCGAAGGCCAAAAGCAAUUACCAAGCACGACAAUCAAAACUGCCUUCCGCCGACAGGUCUACCAGAUUCCACUUCGAACCUCAAGAUUUUGACCCGGAUUACAAUCGAGCUGCCGGAGCAGAGAAUAACCUGCAGGAAUUAUUCAAGGAUGUCAUUGGUUGUGACGAGAUCAUCGCGAAACUCGAUGGCUUUCUACAGGUGGCCAAAGGGAUGCGAGCUCAAAAUCUCGACCCUCGAGGUCAGAUUCCCAUGAAUUUUUUGUUUAAGGGACCACCGGGCACCGGCAAAACGACAACUGCGAGGAAGAUUGGGCAAGUCUAUUACGAUCUGGGAUUCCUCACCCAAGUCGAGGUUGUCGAAUGCUCCGCGAGCAACCUCAUUGGGCAGUACGUAGGCCAGACUGGACCUAAAGUUAUUGCCCAAAUGGAACGCGGGCUUGGAAAGGUUCUUUUCGUCGACGAGGCGUAUCGUCUCGGCGAAGGCUUGUUCGCUCAGGAAGCAGUGAACGAGCUGGUUGAUAACAUGACGAAGCCAAAGUUCAAGGGCAAACUGGUCAUCAUCCUCGCUGGUUACAAUGAUGACAUGGACAAGCUGCUGCGAGUCAACGAGGGACUCUCGUCACGCUUUGCCGACGAAAUAAUCUUCCGACCCCUGAAUGCAGAGAAUUCAUUGCACAUCCUCGAAGCCCAGCUUCAGCAAAGCAAAAUUCAGCUUCUAUCUUUUCAAGAGCCUGCUGCCUAUAAAGAGCUUCUAGGUCCUAUGGCGGAACUCUCCCAGCUCCCAGCUUGGGGUAAUGCACGAGACGUACAGACCUUGGCGAAGAGCAUUGUCAGAGCUGCAUUCCUCCUGAAAGAUCCUGCUAAAUUUGGUGAUCAGUUGAUAUUGCCACAUGAAGUAGCUAUGCAUUGUCUAAGCACCAUGUUGUCGGAUCGCCGCGCCAGGGAUAAGAACACGAUUGUUGCUCAGCCUUCUUCUCAAAUUCUGGUUCAGCAGCUCGACAACGACCCGCGGGCUCAUCCGCCUCAGUACGGUACCGCGAAUAAGACGGCGGCCAAGGAAGAUGCACAGCCAACGGAACAGCAUACUAGCCACGAUCAAGUAGCAGCAGGUGCUGAUCACCGAGAUCCAGGAGUUUCUGAUGCUACGUGGGCCCAACUCGAGAUUGACAAGCAAAUCAGCAUACUCACUGCGCAAAACUGCGAGAGGAUAGCUCGCAGUCAAGAAGAAGCAAUUCGCCUUGCAGCAGAAGCCGAGAAUCGGGCUGGCGAAGACGUAGUUCUCUUUGACGAAGUGCAAGCGAGGCACAAAAGCGAGGUCGACGAGUUAAUGAGAAGGAGGGAGGAGGCAAGAAUUAAUGGGGUUGAGGCCAAGGCUGAGGCCGCUCAGGCUGAGAUCGAAGCCGCACAGGCUCGGGUAGACGAGGCGUUGAGAAAGCGGGAAGAAGCCAGGACUCGUCAGGCAGAGGCGAUGGCGAGAAGGGAGAGGAUUGAAAAGGAGCAGGAGGGUAGACGGAGAAUGGAGCAGACAAGGAAGCAGACGGAGCAGCGGGCGCAGGCCAAGUUGAACCAGAUGGGCAUAUGUCCAGCUGGAUAUCGAUGGUAUAAAAGCUCAGGGGGGUAUCGCUGUGGCGGGGGCAGCCACUUCGUCGGCGAUGCGCAGCUUAGAGAUUGA
This is a messenger RNA of Drepanopeziza brunnea f. sp. 'multigermtubi' MB_m1, 6960 nucleotides long. NCBI's taxonomy places the organism in Eukaryota, Fungi, Ascomycota, Leotiomycetes, Helotiales, Drepanopezizaceae. The record is from RefSeq and is a predicted model, not a curated record.